AUUGAAACAUGAAGUGGAUAAUACUGAUUGCUCUCGGAGUUCUUGGCUCGAUGGCGACUCUUGUAUUGACGGCUGAAUUAGGACAUACAGAAAACAAUGGAUUCCAAGAAGAUGACGGAGAUACUCUAGAGGAGGAUUAUCGUCAGUUCAUUGAUAAUGACCCAGACGUCGAGGAGAUGAUAAACAAAAUCGGUGACAUCAUGCUUGAUAAUUGGUUCAAGAAAGCUGGUCAUAGUAUGAGCAGAUGGUUCAAGAAAGCCGGACAUGAUACUAAAAAGUGGAUCAAGAAGGCAGUGCCUGAUGCUGGGAAGUGGAUCAAGAAGGCAGUGCCUGUCGCAGUUAGUGUAUUGAAGAAGGGGUGUAAACUCGUAAACGCGAUUCCAUCUGGAGAACUAGUUCCUCGGAUGAAAGAGUCUCUUCGAAGCCAAGGUAUAUCGGAGGAAGAACUCAGCGAGGAACAGGCUGCUGCUGUUUAUAAAGGAGUAAAGGAUGCCUGUCAGGUCAUUGGCUAACAUGUACGCAGGUUGGGAUAGCAUAUUCUGAGAGAAGGCCGGAAAGAAAGGAUGCAUAUCUUGUAGUUACUCUUCACGUUUGUUUGUGGUUUUUCUUGAGAGUCGAGGAACUGAUUGUAUAAAAAUAAAUGUUAGCUACAUUUCUUUCUUCUUUAUCCAUUUAAAAAGUGCUCAGUUGUUUAAUCAUAAUAGCGAGUUAGUAUUUUGAAUCAUUGGUCCAUUCAUCUCGGUUUAUUUGAUGAAAUAUCCUUGAGAAUAAAAACAGUCGGUCUAAAGAAUGAUCUUAUUCCUUGCAGAGUAAUUGCAAUUGCUUCACCCCGAAAAUGAUAAAACACUAAUACAUGUAUCUGAAAUUUAUUGUUUUCUUGUUAAAUUUGUUAAUCGUUAAUACUUAGGUGUCAUUAUAAUAGGCUGUUUUUAUUUAUACAGAGAAUCUUGACAUGUAUCACAUCGUACCAUUGCCACAAUGUUUUGCCUUCAAAAAUUGAAGUUUGUCACAAAUUUUCAAGAAUUAUGAUAUUGCUGUAACGUAUGUGUUUCUUUGGAAGAAUAUUUUUUUACUUUCACAAGUGCUCAUAUUAAAAAAAAACAAUCAAUCAAUAUUUUCCUGCUGGAAGUGGUAAUUUGGGCAACUUACUUUAUAUUCUAUUCUCGCUAACAAGUUAUUUUCUAGUUGUUAUUACAUUUCAAUAGUAUAUUGCUUCUAUUACUGUGUGUUUGAAGUCGUAAACUUAUUUCUUAUACGGAUUCCACUUGCAUAUUUAUUAAUGCGUGCACAUAAGGGCAACUCCGAGAUAAGUCCCAAUUACGUCAUACAAAUAGGCGUAUAUUAUGGAAUUUUAUCAGGGAACAGAGAACAUACAUGUCAUAAAACAUCAUUCAAUAAUGUCAGUUGGGCUUUAUUUAAUCUUCAGUAGGGCUAUAAGCCUGAUACAAUUGUUUUAAUUUUAAUUUUAAUUUAUUGAAAUUCUUAGAUGUAUUUGGGAGAAAAUUACUAUGAGUAGCCAACCAAUAAUAAAUGCUUGUAAAUUAAUAUAUUUCUGUCUGAAAACCUUU
This is a messenger RNA of Strongylocentrotus purpuratus (purple sea urchin), 1568 nucleotides long. RefSeq lists its product as uncharacterized. Lineage: Eukaryota; Metazoa; Echinodermata; Echinoidea; Camarodonta; Strongylocentrotidae. The transcript has 5 exons. The record is from RefSeq and is a predicted model, not a curated record. Bases 9 to 512 code for a protein of 167 amino acids.